Ipomoea triloba (trilobed morning glory) is the source of this 552-nucleotide messenger RNA. RefSeq lists its product as uncharacterized. Lineage: Eukaryota; Viridiplantae; Streptophyta; Magnoliopsida; Solanales; Convolvulaceae. The coding region runs from base 1 to 552 and encodes 183 amino acids. The transcript has 2 exons. The record is from RefSeq and is a predicted model, not a curated record.
AUGCCACCACCGAGAGGUCCCCAACAAAGGAAGAGAUUGCAUGACUAUGUUGCGGGAGAUAUUGAUGAGGAGGAUAUUUACUAUCCCAGGGUUGAAGCAAACAAUUUUGAGAUAAAGCCGGCAAUGAUUUCCUUGAUUUCUAAUAAUCAAUUUGGAUGCUCAAAGAGUGAAGAUCCUACAAGUCAUAUGAGGCAAUUUCUAAGGGUUUGCAAAACCUUGAAGAUAAAUGGAGUUUCAGUUGAUGCAAUCAGAUUGAGGUUAUUCCCAUUCUCACUGAGGGAUGAUGCACAAGUGUGGCUUGACUCUCAUCCGGCCGAUCAUUUCCAAACUUGGGACCAACUUCACCAUGAAUUUAUGAGAGAGUUCUAUCCAUUGUCAAAAGCUUCAAGGUUAAAGAAACAAAUCCAAGAGUUCAAACAAAUGUCUUCUGAAUCUUUUGAGAGGUCUAAUAAGAAGCUGGGGGCUGGGAUUUAUGAGAUAGAUCAAACUUCUGCUUUGGUUGCCAAGUUAGAUUCUGUGGUACACAUGGUCCAAAAGCUAGCUCAGAAUUAG